AUGGCUCGUUACCAGCUCAUAGGCCGCAAGAAGGUGCCGAAAACCAAGCCUUCGCCCGUACUGUACCACAUGCAGCACAUCUGCGGACUUCCCCACGAGAUUCUCCUUCAAAUCUUCGAUUCUCUCGACGAACGAGACCUCCUCAACUUAUCGCUCACUUGUCUGCGGUUCAGAAGCAUCAUCAACAAAACCUACCUCUACCGUCACGUAUCGUUAACCGAGGCGUCGUUCUCCAAGUUCUCCCUUUCCCAUGUGCGUACCAGCUCCAAGAGUGCGUUGUCGAAGAAGUUCAAGAGCACAAGCCCCCUGUCCAACAUCAACUACAUCCAAGAGUUGACCCUUAUCAACCCACCCAUCCGUGACUCCGCAGACCGCACGAUCUCGAUUGCAGGCUCCUACGGAGUCAACAGCAACCUCAAAAGCGGAAGCCAAUCCAACUACCAGAACUACGUGAGUUCCCUUCGGAACCUCCUUGAAGAUGCAUACGGACUCAAACGAGUGUCGAUAUUCGAAAUAUCCCCUCACUUUGAAUUCUUCAAGGAUGUGGUGCCUGUCCCCGCCCAGAAGAGCUUCUGGAAAAAGGCUGCUCCGUCCAGGUCCUUGGACUUCGUCGAGCUCAAACCUCAAUCGGGGUGGUCCAUCAUAUUCAAAUGGUCCCAUAUUGCCAUAUUUUUCUCAUAUCACGAACACUUGAAAGAACUCUGCUUGCACAAUUUUAUUAUAGAUGACCUCAAGUUGGCCAAUGCUCCAGUUCCUUCUGUGUCCAUCGAAAAGCUCACGAUUGAUUCGUGUUCUUAUGCUGAUUCUUUCAGGAAAGUUAACCAGUCCAAAAAGCCUUGCCUACUUCUUGCUGAUGUCCAUUCCCUACAGUUACUCAAUAUAGUCCACGGGACCGAUCUUUCCAUGAUAGACUACGUUAAACAAAACGGUAAACUACAGGAACUCACGUUGGAUAUCAAUUCUCCUUUAUUCUACCAGCAGCUGGAAGGCAACUUUCAGUUUCAUUUUGACAAGUUCAAUCCGUUUUUCCAAUUACUUUGUGCUGGCACAGGAGGAUAUUCUUCUAUAAAGCAUUUGCAAUUGGUCAAUUUUGAUCUUUUCCAGUACGCGUCACUAAAGGAUAUCAGUGAUAUCGACUCUUGGGUUGAACCUCCCACUGAUACAUUUGAGUGUUUCAUGUCCUACAUAGGGAGAAUUGACAGGUUGAUAAUAACCCUCAACCAAUGGCCGGGUGAAGUUUUGAAGUUUAGCAAAAAUGUAACUGAGCUAACGACACAGGAGUGGGACCAUAUUUUGGAACCGUUGGUGACAUCUAAUGAAUCCUGUGUGCUCACAAUCAAGGACUAUAGCAUGAGAACCCUUUUCAGUCGCAAACCUGAGUUCUAG
Suhomyces tanzawaensis NRRL Y-17324 is the source of this 1386-nucleotide messenger RNA. RefSeq lists its product as uncharacterized. Lineage: Eukaryota; Fungi; Ascomycota; Pichiomycetes; Serinales; Debaryomycetaceae. The coding region runs from base 1 to 1386 and encodes 461 amino acids. The record is from RefSeq and is a predicted model, not a curated record. Gene Ontology annotation, molecular function: protein binding. The transcript has a single exon.